AUGGUGAAUAAGCUCACACGACUGCAUGAGGCAGUCAUGUUCAAUUUCAAAGAUGUAUUUAUUAUGAAAGAUACUACAGUGAACGAUUGGAAAUUUUCAUUUCGUUUAUACGAAUUAAUACCAUUAGAGAUAUGGAAUUUCGAUAUUUAUUUCACAAGAAAAAACGAAGAAAAUUUAUGCUCAUUUCGAGUAUGGAUCAUUAAAAGUGAGUAA
Messenger RNA from Rotaria socialis, 213 nucleotides. NCBI's taxonomy places the organism in Eukaryota, Metazoa, Rotifera, Eurotatoria, Philodinida, Philodinidae. The record is from the annotation of a GenBank genome assembly.